UCAUCACAGUCGGCUGACGGCUGAGCAGUAGCUGAAACAGAUAGAUGCGUUAGAUAUUAUCAUCCAAAAAGCAUCACUGUCUUAAAUACUUCACCAAAUUUCGAGCCAUGGAGUUGUCUGAAAUACUGUACAACAAAGCGGAGUACAUUGAGACGGCUUCUGGCAACAAAGUGAGCAGACAGUCAGUGCUGUGUGGGAGUCAAAAUAUUGUCCUCAAUGGCAAAACUAUUGUCAUGAAUGACUGCAUCAUCAGAGGAGACCUGGCUAACGUCAGAGUGGGCAGACACUGUGUUGUGAAGAGUCGGAGUGUUAUUCGGCCACCUUUUAAAAAGUUCAGCAAAGGAGUGGCGUUCUUCCCACUGCACAUCGGAGACCACGUCUUCAUUGAGGAGGACUGUGUGGUCAACGCAGCACAGAUCGGUUCCUAUGUUCACAUUGGCAAGAACUGUGUCAUAGGUCGUCGCUGUGUGCUGAAGGACUGCUGUAAAAUCUUAGACAACACGGUGCUUCCUCCUGAGACAGUGGUGCCACCUUUCACUGUCUUCUCUGGAUGUCCAGGUCUGUUUUCAGGAGAGCUCCCAGAGUGCACGCAGGACCUGAUGAUUGACGUAACCAAGAGCUACUACCAGAAGUUCCUGCCCCUCAGCCAGAUCUGAGACCCACCUUCAAAACCUUCAGCAGCGUCCACACCCUUUCCAGCCAGUUCCAGGUCAGCGUUGGCUCCUGACCGUCAGACUGAAAUGGACUCUUCAGAGCUCACCUUCUAUCCUUCAUCUCCGAGAGGCCGUGAGUUUUUCUGCCCAAGGAAAAACACUCAUCCUGUAGUAAUAAUCCUAUUUAGAGUCCUUAUAUGAUUCUGACUUUUGAGUUUGGGGAAAGCACAUAAUUAAUGGAUACUGAUAAAGCUGCAGGACGCAGUUUUGUAUGUUUGCAGCUCCAGAUUGCAGUGAGUCUUGAAAAGUCUUUUAAGUCUGGAACCCCUGUAAGCUGUUGUUACCAAACUACACACAGCAUGCUCACAUUUACCACAGCUAGUCUGAGAUAAAACUCCCUAACUGAUUUCUGUUUCCAGUGAAUGCUUUGAUUUUCUAAUGAAUUAAGGUCAUGUAGUCAUAGAUCCUUUUUUCUGGUCAGUGUGCUGUGGAAAAACUGCUGAUUAUCACAGAGAACCAGAGAAAAGCAGAAGCUCAUGUGUAGGAGGUUGUCAUUCUUUGGCAGAAGUUGAAGGUGAGGAGGUGGAGGAGCUAUGAAAGGAAAGAAGGUGAAGGUUGGAGGUGUUUGAAGGAUGUGGGAACACAGCUUGUAACAUCCAUGGACCAAAACAAUAGCAACAAGAGUUUUGUUUGAGGAUGUCGGACGUACAUGUGCAUUAUGCAUAUCCGCAGUUCAUUUGGACAACAGAGCAGUGCACUCAAUGAAGAUGUUGUUUUAGCCGCUGUCAUUUUAUUGUUAAUGUUGAGGAAUGUGUGUUUGUUUGCUCUGUCCUUUGCCGGCUUACGUUUGUCAUAAACCUUCUUUAAUAACGUGUGUAAUUUAAUUUCAUUAUGUUCCAAACAAUCAACUGCAGCUUUUAUUUGAAUAUGUCGUGGUUGCAGGAUGACACUCUGUGCUUUGCCUUUGUUGUCAUUUUCUGUGAGCAUACAAUAGCCAGGGCCAACAUCUCAAAUAGUGAAGCAUGUAAAUAAAUAUAAAUGCUUGAAAAUCUGCCUUGGAAUUUAAUUUAAAAGGUCCCCUGUGGAGUAUUGACCACUGGUAGCACUCUGGAGCAUUGUUAUGAGUAAUGAGUGGGUCGCUGUUUUUUUUUUGUUUUUUUUUUGGUGUGUGUGUAAUAUGUAUGUGCACAAAGUUAGCUUUACAAUUGUUUUAUGAGGAAGGAAAUACAUCCUACACAUAAAGCUGUCAAGGUUACAGACCGUGUGUUUUGGUAAGAAAAGACUGAAUGUCAACAUAACUUUUGUUUUGUGUACAAGAAGAUUCCACAGAGCAUCUGUAAGUCAGCAGCUAGCACCUUUAAAGGUGCCCUGUGGACCUUUCUUGUAAACAAACAAAGGUUGUAUUUACUUUAUGGCUCACCAAAACACACAUCUUAAGGCCUUACAGAUGUGUUGAAUGCAUUUCCUUUUACAUGGAACAUGUAAAUGUUUGAAUAUUGCAUCAUUUACAUCCUUGUUUACUAGUGCAAUGGUGUGAAACCAUUGGCAGGACUGUUUAUCAUGCUACCCACAUGAAUCUUGCAAGAGACAAAUAAAACAGGGACCUACUCAUAAAAAGACUCCAAACUGCUACUGUAAGUCAAAACCUUCUCUGGGUAACUUUAGCAUGACAGAAAGGCUGAGAGACAGAAAAGGAAAGGAACUUUGCAGGCUCUUUUCAAAAUUUCCUCAUCAGACACUUUCCUCAAAGGAAAAGAAAGUCUUUCUUAAGCUGUCCUCUGGCACCACCUAGUGGCUUGUAGCAGGGCUUCAAGCCACAGACCCCCGUCUAUUCAGGUUAUUUCUGUUGACCUUCAGUAGUUAAAGUGGAGCAGGUUGACAAAUGAAACGCCCCUGUCCAGCAUGUUAACAGCAAACCUUCAUGGAUAAAAUGUUAAGCAGAUCCAAUUCUUAA
Molecule: messenger RNA, 2607 nt
Organism: Toxotes jaculatrix (banded archerfish)
Lineage: Eukaryota; Metazoa; Chordata; Actinopteri; Toxotidae
Gene: dctn5
Product: dynactin 5
Exons: 6
Coding region: 108-656 (182 amino acids)
Source: RefSeq, a predicted model, not a curated record